Messenger RNA from Prunus armeniaca (apricot), 498 nucleotides. NCBI's taxonomy places the organism in Eukaryota, Viridiplantae, Streptophyta, Magnoliopsida, Rosales, Rosaceae. The record is from the annotation of a GenBank genome assembly.
AUGGACGAAGCAGAAGCUCCAAGUCCUCCUCCGUUUCUGGAGGUCAAAUGUCAGAGUUCAGGCAUGAAACGCCGCUUCGCGAGGGGGACAGACGCAGGUUUUGCAGUCUCACUGAUAAACAAGAAAUUGGGUUUGGGGGACCCACUUGCGGUGCAUAUUGAAGCCUUUAAAGAAGGAGAAGAGCCCAUCAGUUUUGGACCCAGCUCGGCUCUCGUCGAUUAUGGCAAUGGCUGGAGGUUACAGACCGUUUCCCAAGUGGAUUCUCCUGGAAUUGGAGGUGGACAAGGGGUUGGAAGGCCAAUGGCAAUGCCACUUCCUGGUGUAAUGCGUUCCGACAAGUUACAUGUUGCAAAGAGGGUAUCGAAACCAGAAAUCAAUUUUAUGUACAUUGGAAAAAUAAUAUUAGCUUUCAUUUUGAUUUUUGUACUUGGUGCAAUUUUCACGUUGGCUCUUGAGAACCUUCCUAGACUGAUUUCUUUUUUCAGUUUAUCUAUGUAA